Lactuca saligna is the source of this 1352-nucleotide messenger RNA. Lineage: Eukaryota; Viridiplantae; Streptophyta; Magnoliopsida; Asterales; Asteraceae. The record is from the annotation of a GenBank genome assembly.
GUGUAGUUAGUGUAGGUGUAUAACAAGGAAAUUAAUAUUUUUAGGAAAAGAUUUUAUUGGGUCGGGAACUAGGCAAAGAAAGAGAUCGGCAUUCUAAAUCAGAACCCCUGCCAUAAAUCCCCAAUUUCCUCCGAUUCUUCUCCUUCUAUCGCAGCAAUGCCGAGCCUAAUCACUCGCAAUUUGAGCAAGCUAUGGACCGGAGUAGCGAAGACUCCAAUCAUGGCAAAUCAACGGAAUUCCUACAGUCUAAUACCCAUGGUCAUCGAGCACUCGUCGCGAGGAGAGAGAGCCUACGACAUCUUCUCUCGUCUACUCAAAGAGAGAAUCAUAUGUAUAAACGGGCCCAUAGCCGAUGAUACAGCACACGUCGUCGUUGCUCAGCUCCUCUUCCUUGAAUCCGAAAACCCUUCCAAACCCAUCAACAUGUACCUUAAUUCCCCUGGCGGAGCCGUCACUGCAGGUCUUGCAAUAUAUGAUACAAUGCAGUAUAUUCGUUCUCCAAUUAAUACCAUAUGUUUGGGUCAAGCUGCUUCAAUGGGUUCUCUCCUAUUGGCUGCUGGAGCAAAAGGGGAAAGAAGAUCUCUUCCUAAUGCCACUAUCAUGAUUCAUCAACCCUCUGGUGGAUACAGUGGUCAGGCUAAAGAUAUGACUAUUCACACCAAACAGAUUGUUCGUGUUUGGGAUUCACUCAAUGCAUUGUAUGCAAAACAUACUGGACAAUCUGUUGAUGUGAUUGAGAAGAAUAUGGAUCGAGACUACUUUAUGACACCACAAGAGGCAAAAGAGAAAAGGAAAAGUUUCAGAGUAGAAUCUGAAGGUAUCUGGGAAUUUAUGUGCAUCUUCCCUACUUCUGUAGCAAAAUUGACUCAUACACCCUGUUUUGAUUCAAUUUCAAGUAGAAAAGCCAAUUCUGCACCUUCAACUUUUGUCACUUUGGUCAUUUUGAACAGACUCACAUAGUUUCUUGGCAUUCUCAGUAAGUUUUAAUGUUCAGAUAAGCCCAUUUUAUUGGAAACUUUGUAUUCAUGAAGGAAGAUCUUUUGAUAUUAUCUCAAUUUGCUUAUAGUUGAAACUUAUGAUAAUAACAUCACUAGAUGACUUUGCUUCUGCAUUUUUAGCUAUGAAUUUGGUAAAAAAAAAAAAAAACUUUAUAUUUUUUCUCUCACAUAUUAUUUGUUUAAUUUCUUAAGCAUCUGUCGCACUAUCGAUAUCAAGAAUUGUCCUUUGCAAUCUAUCACUUGUAUUAGGCUGUGUAAUAAUUUCCCCAUACAAAGAUGAAUCCCAUACUGCAUUUAAUAUUUGUGUUAAAUAGCUUUUAAGGUAGAAAUAAAUGCAAGGAAAAAUAUUGGUCC